AUGCGCGCGUGCGCGGCGCCGCGCCCGUCCGCGCCAACGAUAACCGUCUCACGUCGGUCGGUCGAGCCAGCACGUACCCAACACCGAAUUCGUCGUCGUCCAAACAUCACCGCUCCAUCUGCGUCGACGGACGGUGCGAGUGAUACGUCUUCAUCGUCUGCGACCUCGCCGCAGCGCGUGCUCAUCACUGGAUCGACGCGCGGAUUGGGACUCGAGCUGGCGAGAAGUUUCUUAACACGUGGCGAUAAGGUCUUUGUGACAUCGCGAGACGCGGAAAAGGUCAGAGAAACCGUCAAGGCGCUACGAGAGGAGUUCGGAGAUGAUUUUGUUGCCGGUCUCGAGGCGGACGUCAGUCGAGCGGAGAGCGUCGAGGCCGUGGCGGAGGCGGUGGUGGACGCGUUUGGAGGCGUGGAUUUGUGGAUUAAUAACGCUGGAUCGAACGGUUAUGCAUACGAAAACUUAGAGGAGGCCGAUCCGUUGGUGUUGCAAGAGAUCGUGAUGACAAAUUCGCUGGGCUCAUUGCUGUGCACGAGACAAGCGAUUCGAACGAUGCGAAAGACGUCCGGAAGAGGACACAUCUUCAACAUGGAAGGCGCCGGCUCAGACGGCAGCGCGACUCGCAAAUUUGCAGCUUACGGACACACCAAGGCUGGCAUGGCGCAGCUUUCUAAGACGAUGGCGGUCGAACUCAAGGGUUCGUCCAUUGGAGUUCACACCAUCAGUCCGGGUAUGGUGUUCACUGAGCUCAUUUCCAGCGGGCGCUUUGCCUUUGGAAGUCAAGGCCGCAUGUUUGUCAACGCUUUAGCCGAACCGGCCAAUGUGACGGCAGAACAGAUUGUGAAGAAGAUAAAAGUGGCGACGGAAAGUCCAGAGUCCGUCAAUAAGACGCUCGCUAUCAAGAUUUUGACGCCGGACGUGGCACUUAAGAAAAUGUUUGGUCGUUUCAUCCUCGGUGAGAACAAAGAUCGAUAUUAUCCGGAGAAGGAGUGA
This is a messenger RNA of Ostreococcus tauri, 990 nucleotides long. RefSeq names its product Short-chain dehydrogenase/reductase SDR. The coding region runs from base 1 to 990 and encodes 329 amino acids. NCBI's taxonomy places the organism in Eukaryota, Viridiplantae, Chlorophyta, Mamiellophyceae, Mamiellales, Bathycoccaceae. The transcript has a single exon. The record is from RefSeq and is a predicted model, not a curated record.